GUUAUACUGCAACUUCAGUCGUCGGAGGUUGACCUCUGGUUCAGAAUGUGGCUUUUAAAUGACCAACCUCAUACCUAAAUCUCACCAACAGGCUAUGGGUUGCUGCGUUGGAAAGUUUCUCGCAACAUGAAGGCAUGCUGAAACCAAACAUCAUGACAGAGGACUUAUUUCAAACCAUGAACUGUCAAAACUCUUCCUUGCUUUUGGACAAGAAGGGACUGAAACAGUUCCCUGUGAAGCUACUGCAGGACAGUCAUGUGAAGUACAUUUCCGUUGCCAACAAUGAUCUUAAAACUCUUCCUGGGGAAAUAGGUAAUAUGACAAAUUUGGAAGUCUUAGCUGUGCAGGGAAACAAGCUCACAACACUCCCCACAGCACUGUGGAUGUCAGGUCUCAAAGCACUCAAUAUCAGUGACAAUCAAAUAAGAAGACUCCCAGAGGAGAUAUGUAAUCUGAAGGACAUUUUACAGUUUCAUUCUAGUAACAACAGUCUUGAUAAUCUGCCAAGUUCAUUUGGAAAUCUAACCACCUUAGAGGUUAUUUCCCUGAAUGACAACCAUUUGAGUUUUCUGCCUCAUUCUUUUGAAAAGUUGAUCAACCUAAAAAUAUUGAAUUUGGAGAGAAAUAACUUGACACUGCUUUCAAGUAAUGUGUGGCGACUACAAAAUCUCAUUCAGCUAAAAAUUUCAGGAAACAAGAUUGUGAUUUUACCAGAGCAAAUUUCACAGAUGAGAAAUCUGAAAGAGCUGUCUCUCAGCGACAACAGGCUGUCCUCUAUACCUUCACAGCUAUUCAAUCUUGCCAAUAUGGAGGUUCUAAACCUUUCCGGAAACCAGCUGACAGUCAUACCUGAUGAGGUGGGAAAACUGGGGAACUUAAAAGUUUUGAAACUCUGUGGAAACAAAAUCAAAGUACUUCCAGAGAAGAUCAGCACCUGCUCCAAACUUCUUCGCCUCUCUGUGAACCGAAAUCUUCUGGCCAAACUCCCCAGGGCUAUUGGGGCACUGGCUUGUCUUGAAGAACUGCGUGUCAAUGGAAAUCAGGUAGAGACACUACCAAAAGGAAUCAGCUCUUUAAAAAGACUCUCUGUGUUGGAGUGUGCUGAGAAUCUUUUGGUUCAAUUCCUUGUCGAUGGACACAGCCUGUGUGGAUUAACCUAUUUGAAUCUCAGUUGCAAUCAUCUUCUUGCCUUUCCGCCUGAGUUGUACUCAGUGCCAUCCAUACAACAUCUGAACAUAAGUAAAAAUCUCAUAUCAAAACUUCCUCCUGGCGUUGGUGAAAUGCACACACUACAGCAUCUCAACCUCAGUGAAAACCGCCUCAACUCUCUUCCAAAACGCCUCUAUCAGCUCGACAAACUUUGUCAUUUGGAUCUUAGUGGCAAUGCCCUUCAAGGAAUCCCUGAGGGAAUCACUGGUCUCCAAAGAAUCCAGGUCCUAUUGCUGCACAACAACCAACUGAAGGAGCUCCCUCCUGAGUUUUGUUUUCUGAGGACCUUGAAUGUGCUAAAUCUGUCAGAAAACCAGAUCGAAAACAUCUCCUCUAACAUCAGAUGUCUAAAAGACCUCAGAGAACUCAAUCUUUCCAGCAACCAGUUCACCUCAUUUCCUGAGGCAAUAUGUAACAUCAGGUCACUUCGGAAAUUGGUCAUAAGUAACAAAAAAGGCAACAAGCUCACCUCACUCCCUGAGACUUUAGACAAACUCCGAAAUCUAAAGGAGCUGGAUUUUUCGGAUAACGAAGUGAAUUAUAUCCCAGAAGAUUUGUGCGACCUGAGGUAUCUUACUAAGCUCAUAGCCAGCAACAAUUUGUUAACGGAUCUACCUCAGUCCACUACAUCCCUGAAAAACCUGAAGCACAUCGACCUACAAGGUAACUUAUUGCAGGGCCUUCCAUCUUACCUGGCUCAGAUGAAAUCUCUGAAGCUGAUAAAGUUGGAGGGAAACCCUCUAACAAGCCCACCCAAAGAGACCUGUGAUGGACAGCAGGCAUUACCAAUUGGAUGCUACCUCAGUUGUGAGCUGACAUGGAAUGAGCACAUAUUGCAAAAGAUGUUUCGAUUUGUGGCCAAUAAUAUGCCAAAGACGGACUUGCAGUAUUUCUCUGACAGACUUUGUGUUCCUGCUGAGCUGACACUAGCGGAUAAAGGGCUCUCCCUCAAAGAAAAGACCAUGGCGGUUUUGAACCUGUGGAGGGAUGUCUUUCACCGUAAUGCAAAGCCUGCAGCCAUAACAGACCGGUUAGUUAGGGUCCUGGUCCUAGCUGGGUUCCAAAGCCUUUCUGCCCAAGUGCAGGCCAUAAAGAUCUACGCCAAAGCCAUACGACUGUGAAGGCUAUUAUAGUUAUUGCCAAGUGGACUUUUUCAACGGAGUGCUGAUUGAUCAUCAUUACCUCCUCAAUUUCAUGCUUUAUGCUGAUUUAUAUAAAACAAAGAAUGUAGUCAUUAACUCUGCUAAGUUUUAAGAGAUUUACUUGACCAGCUGCAGUCCUAUUCUGCUUUGUUACUUAU
Messenger RNA from Clupea harengus (Atlantic herring), 2509 nucleotides. RefSeq lists its product as uncharacterized. NCBI's taxonomy places the organism in Eukaryota, Metazoa, Chordata, Actinopteri, Clupeiformes, Clupeidae. Gene Ontology annotation, cellular component: cytoplasm. The record is from RefSeq and is a predicted model, not a curated record. Gene Ontology annotation, molecular function: protein binding.